GAUCAAUAUAUUCAAAAAUUAAAUAAAAUUAAUGUAACGGAUUCUUCAGAAAAAUUUCAAAUAUUAUUAAAAUUUAUUAAAGAAAAAUGCUUUAAAGAUUUUAAUAUCUUAAAUGAUAAGAUGAAAAAAGAGAAAGGAAAAAGUUUAGAACAAAAUGUUCCCAAACAAGAGCAAAAGAAAAAUGAUAUUAACAUUUUAGAUUUUAUUGCAAUUGAAAUGACUUGUUCAAUUAGCAAGGAACCAACAGACCAAUUGUGUUUUUUAAAAUGUCAACAUAUGAUUUCAUUAAAUAACUUGAAUAAGUUUAAACAAAAUAAUAAUUCUAAAGAUCUUAAAUGUCCUGAAUGCCGAGAAAUAAUUGAAGAAAAUGAUAUUAGAUAUCUAUCACAGCAAGUUAUUUAUAAAAAUCUAUACUCAUAUUUUUUUGAAGCUGGAUUCAUUUUACCUUCAAUAGAAUCGGAUAGUAAUCAUGAUAAUACCAAUUCUGACAAUUCUGCUGACGAGGAAGAAGCUGACAUUAUGCUAAAUAAAAAAAUGAAAGUUAUUAGAGAAAUUAAAGAAAUUAAAUUAAAUUCAAGAUUAUUACAACUAAUGUUUCAAUCAAAAAAGCAAAACCCAGCAUAUCAGAAUGUUAUAAAAGAAUUAGAAGAAAAAAAUUACGAGCAGGCUAUAUUAAAAUGUAAAGAGUAUGUAGAGAAAUUCCCCAAAACUUACACCAUGAGAUGCAUUUUGGCUUAUGCUUAUAGAAAUAUUCAUUAUUAUGAAAAAGCAAAUUUAUAUUUAAACGAAGCUAUUAAAUUAAAGAAAAAAAAUCCAAUAGCAUAUUACAUUCGUGGGGAAAUUUUUUUCAGACAAGGUCAAUACGAACUUGCAAUAUUUGAUUUAAAUACUUCAAUAAAUUAUAAGUUCAAAAAUAAUGUAUCCAUAAUAUUAGGUAAUAGUUAUUUCCUUAAAGCAGAAAAUCAAGAAAAGCACCAAGAAAAAGAUAAUGAUUAUAAUUGUGCGUUAAAAAAUUAUAAUAUUACAUUGAAAGAUAAUCCAUCCAAUUAUUUAUGUCUUAAAAAUUGCGCAUAUAUUUAUGCAAAUCAAGAAAAUUAUUUGAAUGCUUUAGAUAUGUUGAAUAAAUUGUUAGCUAUUAUUAAACAGAAUGAUUCAUUAAUUUUAUGCUACUAUGGAGAAAUUCUUAAUAAUUUAAAAAGAUAUGACGAAUCAAUAAUUUACUUUACAAAAGCGUAUAAUAUAGAUCCCGAAAAUACUCAUGUCAUAAUUAAAAGGGCUAUUACUUAUUAUCUUCUUCAAGAAUAUGAUAAUGCUUUGUUGGAUUUAAAAAGGGUUAUAAAAUUAGAUUCCUCAAGUUGUAUAGCAUAUUAUUAUAAGGGAUUAACGUAUUACACUAUGGAAAAUGUUAAUAAUGCCCUCAAAGCUUUUGACAAAUGCAUAGAAUUAGAUCCCAAUGAUAACUUAUCAAAAAUGAUCACUUAUCAUUUAAGAGAUUUGUCAGAUGACAAUGAUCUUAAUAUUCCUAAUAUUAAUGAUGAUAAUUCAUUACUUUUUAUGAAGUGUAAAAUAUAUAUUAAAUUAAAGAAAUAUGAUGAAGCGAUGUUGGAUUUAAAUAGAUUAUUUGAAUUAAAUAAUGAUGAUAUUUCAUUUACUUAUUUAUUACGAGAGUAUUCGGAUUUUUGGUCGUACUUGUGUGAUUAUUAUGAAAUUAGUAAUAAUGAAUUCACGGAACUUGGAAUUGUUGACAAUUUUAGUACUUAUAUGUAUAAAGUGAAAAAUGUUUUUUUUGUUUCAAACCUUAUAAAUCUGAACUGUAAAUUUUAUCAAUUUCUUGAAAGUGAUUCAAAUAGUUUAUUGGGACAGGUCUUAUCCUUUAAAGAUGAAUCACUCCCUAUAAGUUUACCCAAACUUACUGAUACUCAUGAAAUAUCUUCAUAUUUCAUAACUUGGAAAAUAAAUGUCAAAGAAAUAUUAUCUAAAAAUUGUUUUAUAAAAUUUGUAAUUGUAGAAGGAAAAGAUAACGCUGAAAUUUUUUCGCAAAAACAUGUGCUAAAAUAUGAGGAUGUGUUAAAACUUAGUGGAUUAGGUUGGAUUGAAUAUACACUCCCAUUUACAUCAAACACGAAUUAUACAGAAUGGCGACCUUCAAUUGAGUCUAAUCCUCAUUCUAUUAUUUUGAAAAUGGAUUAUGUUCGAUUAAUACGAUCUAAAAGAGAGAAAAUCUAUUUUCCUAAAAUGGGCCAUUUCUUACCAAUUCAUAAAUUACAUCCGAAUGUUCCAGAAACUUUUAAGGACAAAUAUUUUUCAAAGAAGGAUAUGGAAAAACUGGUCGAAUUAAAAGACAUUAUUAAUCAUUAACUUUUAUACUGUAUAAAUAAAUCAAAUAUUUAUAUUAUAAAACAGGUUUUUAUUUCUAUGCAUUUGCAUAAAAUACCGGGUGUGUCGAUAAAUUUUUUGAGAAAAAUUGUUCCUAGAAGUAUUUUGUGAAGGAUGCGCAAAACACUAUAAAAAUACCUAUAAUAAAAUUAGUUCCAUUUUUAAUGUUGUGAUGAAGUUUUUUCCUGACAGCUUAUGUAAAAUUCAAAAGAAUUUAAUAAACUAAGGAGUAAAAU
Messenger RNA from Rhizophagus irregularis DAOM 181602=DAOM 197198, 2612 nucleotides. RefSeq lists its product as uncharacterized. The record is from RefSeq and is a predicted model, not a curated record. Gene Ontology annotation, biological process: signal transduction; protein phosphorylation. Gene Ontology annotation, molecular function: protein kinase activity; ATP binding; protein binding. Gene Ontology annotation, cellular component: cytoplasm. NCBI's taxonomy places the organism in Eukaryota, Fungi, Glomeromycota, Glomeromycetes, Glomerales, Glomeraceae.